AUGGUGCAACCAGUGGUGGAAACUAGAUCUGUCUCACAGCGUCUGGAUCAUCAUGAUAAGCAAAUAGCAAGGAUUCACGAAGACAUACAGGAAAUCAGGACAUCUAUGGCCUCAAUCAGAACCGCCAUGGCCUCAGAACGGGCAGAAGAGGUUGCGUUUCGUGAAGUACUGCUUGAUUGGAUGAAGCAACAGGAUCCAGAGUUUUUCUCAGAUAUUAGCAUUGUUUCCGAUCCGACUGGGACAUUACCAAAGUCGGUGGUUGAUGAUGCUUCUAGGGAUUCGUCUGGCAUAGUUAGCGGUUUCCAGUCUCAUCCUACUUCCCGUGUCGUUCAGGUCGCAUCGUUGGGUUUGCCUUCGGUGACAUCUCCAAUGAUUUUGGAUGAAAUAGAUCGUGAAAGCAACGAAAUAUCACCACCUGAUGGAGAUGAAGUAUUCUUGGGGGUUUAUGAGUCAGAAUGGGAAUCCAAAACAAACCCUCGGACUCUACCGCCAAACCUAACGUCGUGCCUACCAUCACUACUGCCACUAACGACCAUUGAAGAAGAAAAAUAUGGAAAGCCAAUGGGCUUAAUCCCGAAUCAAGGCGGAAUGAAAGAGAAGUUUACAAACUAA
Messenger RNA from Lactuca saligna, 612 nucleotides. The record is from the annotation of a GenBank genome assembly. NCBI's taxonomy places the organism in Eukaryota, Viridiplantae, Streptophyta, Magnoliopsida, Asterales, Asteraceae.